Caenorhabditis sp. 36 PRJEB53466 is the source of this 495-nucleotide messenger RNA. Lineage: Eukaryota; Metazoa; Nematoda; Chromadorea; Rhabditida; Rhabditidae. The record is from the annotation of a GenBank genome assembly.
AUGACUGAACACAUUGGUUGCUACUCUUGUUUUAUCCGUCACCUGGAAAGUUCCGCAAACCUGUUCGGCUACACCCUUCGUCCAAUCUGUCAAUUUCAGACAAACUUGUCCCCUGAGUAUCACGUAAAUUCUUAUGUACUUUUUGCCGUUCCUGACAUAUUUUUCAGUUGUUCUUCCGAUCGCUCACUGUCGAGUGCCACACAAAGAUUGAGCGGCGUGUUUGGGUAAUCAGUCAGAGUUCCGGCGGCUCUAGAACAAGUCAUUGCAGGAAAGUCUGCAACUCGACCGCAUCACAUAUGAGACCACUCUUCGCGCACUCACUCAAGAGCUCGAUAAGCUGAUGCAAGUGGGAGUACUGCCACAGACCGCGGUGAGAGUAAUCGCAUUGUUAAUCACGAAACAAAACAUUAUCAGGACGGCACCCGGAGAGUGAUAACUUUGAUGAGUGGCAUCAAGAAUCUCAUCCUCUUCCUCAACAGCAUCAAAGAUGAUUGA